AACAAAUUAAAACUAAAGUCAGAAACCUUCUAGGGUUCUCUUCUUCUACCUAUUCACUCUUUUUCUCACAGCCGUCGCUUAAACAGAACCCAUCGCCGUCCUUGAACGCCUCCCCCGUCCGUCGAUCGGUUUACGCCCUCUUCGCCGCCGCCCACUGAUAAAAUAUUUCAAGCCGAUAAAAUGGUACGACCGUAUGCUAUUAAAGGGAAGAAACGGAAGAAUAGAGGCGAGAAGUAUGAUAAAGAAGAACAAGAACAUGAAGAACAAGUAGAAGAAGAAGAGAGAGAACCAGCAAAACAAGCUGCUAUUGAAAAGCCAACAGAGGAAGUCGAAGGUAAAGAAGAAGAGGAAGGAGGUGAAGCUGGAACAGAUGAACUUGAGGGAAUCCCAAUUGCCCCCUCUGAUAAAAAGAAUAACAAAAAUGGUGUAAUUUUUGUUCUUGAGAAGGCUUCAUUGGAAGUUGCUAAAGUUGGAAAGAGUUUUCAACUCUUGAACUCAGAUGAUCAUGCCAAUUUCUUGCGGAAAAAUAACAAGAAUCCUGCUGAUUACAGACCUGACAUAACACAUCAGGCUCUACUGUCGAUUCUAGAUAGUCCGGUCAAUAAGGCUGGGAGAUUGCAAGCUGUGUAUGUUAGAACUGAGAAAGGUGUACUUUUUGAAGUUAAACCUCAUGUUAGAAUUCCGAGAACAUAUAAGCGGUUCUCUGGUAUUAUGUUGCAACUGCUACAAAAACUAAAUAUAACUGCCGUUGGCAAGCGUGAAAAGCUUUUACGAGUGAUAAAGAAUCCCGUAACCAAUUACUUUCCUGUCAACUCUCGCAAAAUAGGUUUCUCAUAUAGCUCAGACAAAUUAGCUAAAAUGAGGAAAUACGUAGAUGCUGUUGGUGAUGAUGUGAAUCUUGUUUUUGUGGUGGGUGCAAUGGCCCAUGGGAAAAUAGAGGUAGAUUAUAUAGAUGAUUUUAUAGCGAUUUCCGGUUAUCCGCUAAGUGCUGCAAUGUGCAUUGCAAGGAUUACUGAAGCUUUGGCAGAUAAGUGGAGCAUAUUGUAACACCCAUAUAAUAUGUCUCUCUCUGUUGCAAUGGCUUCGAUUUUGGGAUAGAUUAUCAAUGAUGAAUUACUUUAAUUUAUAAUGUGGUACGUUUAUUUUAUGUUAAAAAAACGGAAUAUGCAGUUUUCUUGUUUAGGUAAUAUAUGGAAGUGAGCAGCUAGAAAAAUAUUUUCAAGAGAAAAGAUGUUAUUUGAUAGGGAUAGCAAUAGACCAAGACGGGAUUACGGUACGUGUUAGUAUCGAUGUUGAAAAUAUUUUAGCAUGUAAGCUAAUCCAAACCAAAUUCGUUUCAAAUUGUUAUGUUACUCAA
Molecule: messenger RNA, 1357 nt
Organism: Gossypium raimondii (Peruvian cotton)
Lineage: Eukaryota; Viridiplantae; Streptophyta; Magnoliopsida; Malvales; Malvaceae
Exons: 8
Coding region: 181-1047 (288 amino acids)
Biological process (GO): rRNA base methylation
Cellular component (GO): small-subunit processome; nucleolus
Molecular function (GO): rRNA binding; rRNA (pseudouridine) methyltransferase activity
Source: RefSeq, a predicted model, not a curated record